Molecule: messenger RNA, 1602 nt
Organism: Cladophialophora yegresii CBS 114405
Lineage: Eukaryota; Fungi; Ascomycota; Eurotiomycetes; Chaetothyriales; Herpotrichiellaceae
Exons: 3
Coding region: 1-1602 (533 amino acids)
Biological process (GO): amino acid transmembrane transport
Cellular component (GO): endoplasmic reticulum
Molecular function (GO): amino acid transmembrane transporter activity
Source: RefSeq, a predicted model, not a curated record
AUGCCAACAGAUGAUGAAGAUAGCAAUGGCUUCAUCGGAAAAGUCCCUAAUGGCAAGAUCGAGAGUUACCGGCACCUGCUGGCAUCGGCGGACGACAGCCCUGCCUUGACUCGAGACCGAGACUCACCCCCGGAGUCAGUCAGUCAUGGAAGCCGCCCACCCUCCCUGAGACAGUCGUCGCUUUCCCAUCCUCGUCCGCCCGGUACUCCUCGAACCAACAACAGGGUGCGAUUCGACCUUGAAGACGUGGCGAGCAGUCCGCAAUCAGAAGAAUGGGUAGACGAGGAGGACUGUCUCAACUCCCCAAGCCAGCACGCUCCGCUGCUGACCGAUAUCACUCCACCGUCUCAAUCUCCCUUCCUGUCCGAAUCCUUCCAGCCGGAGGACUACCUGCCUGAUGCGAGGCCCAAGAGUGGGAUGUCGAGUGCGUUUAUGAACAUGGCAAACUCAAUCAUUGGGGCCGGGAUUAUUGGUCAACCAUAUGCCUUCCGACAGGCCGGGAUGACAAUGGGCAUCAUCCUGCUGGUUGCUUUGACGGUGACGGUGGACUGGACCAUUCGUUUGAUCGUGAUCAACAGCAAACUGUCAGGCGCAGACUCGUUCCAGGCGACAAUGCAGCAUUGCUUUGGGUCUAGUGGCCUUGUGGCCAUUUCAAUCGCGCAAUGGGCCUUUGCUUUCGGCGGUAUGAUUGCUUUUUGCAUCAUUGUGGGGGAUACGAUUCCCCAUGUCAUGGAGGCGUUGAUUCCAGGGUUGAGAGAGGUGCCUUUCCUGUGGCUUCUGACCGAACGGAGAGCUAUCAUUGUACUUUUCGUCCUUGGUAUCAGCUGGCCAUUGAGUUUAUACAGGGAUAUUGCAAAGCUGGCAAAAGCAUCUACACUGGCGUUGAUCAGCAUGUUGGUCAUCAUUGUGACCGUCGUCACCCAAGGAGCCAGUGUCGAUCCAGAACUACGCGGGAACUUAAAGGGACUUCUUUUCGUCAACGACGGCUUCUUUCAGGCAGUCGGAGUCAUCUCAUUUGCUUUUGUUUGCCAUCACAACUCGCUACUAAUCUACGGCUCGCUCAAGACGCCAACCAUAGACCGGUUCGCGACAGUGACGCACUACAGCACCUUUAUCUCCAUGAUAGCCUGUCUGAUCAUGGCACUGGCAGGUUUCCUUACGUUCGGCAACAAAACCAAAGGCAACGUCCUGAACAACUUCCCCUCUCAAGGACACGUAAUAGUUCAGAUAGCUCGGCUGUGCUUUGGACUCAACAUGCUCACAACUCUCCCCCUCGAAUGCUUCGUCUGUCGAGAGGUCAUGAACAACUACUGGUUCCCCGAAGAGCCUUAUCAGCCGAACCGCCAUUUAAUCUUCAGCAGUGCCCUGGUGGUCACCGCUAUGGCCAUCAGCUUGAUCACAUGCGACCUCGGCGCUGUCUUUGAACUCAUUGGAGCGACGAGCGCUUGUGCCCUGGCAUACAUCUUACCGCCACUGUGUUAUAUCAAGCUAAGCACCAGAAGCUGGAGGACCAUCCCUGCUGUUGCAUGCAUUGUAUUUGGUUUCGCUGUCAUGGCUGUCAGCUUGAUACUCGCUUUGAAGAAGAUUAUCAGAAGUAAGUGA